This is a messenger RNA of Penicillium waksmanii, 1602 nucleotides long. RefSeq names its product MT-A70 family. Gene Ontology annotation, molecular function: methyltransferase activity. The transcript has a single exon. Gene Ontology annotation, cellular component: nucleus; RNA N6-methyladenosine methyltransferase complex. The record is from RefSeq and is a predicted model, not a curated record. Bases 1 to 1602 code for a protein of 533 amino acids. Lineage: Eukaryota; Fungi; Ascomycota; Eurotiomycetes; Eurotiales; Aspergillaceae.
AUGUCUAUCCAAGAGGGGUCUACAAUACUCUUCUCAAAUGACUCCCAAACAAUCUUCGUUCUCGACACCCCGCAUUCAAUCGCCCAGGCGCAAACUCUGGGCUUCCAUCAACUACCACCCCACGCACCAUCAAACGGGUCGACAGGGCCUGCGGCAGGAGAAGAAGUUAAGCAUGCAAGAAAAACAUAUCUUCUUUCAACAACGCCGCUCGAAGCUCCAUAUCCAUCGACAACAGAGCCUAAAACAGAUUCUGCGCGAGCAAAGGUUCUAGCUCGGAUUCCAGAGAGCGAGCGUGUCUUCCAUGCAGCUAUUUCGCCUCUUGUGCAGCAUGCUUUGGGGUUCAUUAGGGAGCAGUUUGAAUCUUCUGGAAGCCUCUGGUGUCUUCCUCGACACAUUGAUGAGAAGAUUUCUCAUGUCUGUGUAAAGACGGACUCUGAAAUACGUGAUUCUGCCUCGGCAUCAACUUCAAAGAAAAGGCCACGGACGGACUCGGUGUACCAAGAAGAUCUCGCGCGUCCGAGCAAGGCUUGCGAUGCCUCAUCGUUAGAUGGACCCGGACUAGGGCUGGAAGCUCCAUUGAUACUAUCUUCUACUUCUCCCAAUCUAUUUUCCUCAAUCUCAGAAUUGGACACCAUCGUGAAGAAUCCAUCAUGCGAGCCUGCGACUCUAUCAAUCUCGCCACGAGAUGAGACUAUUCCGACCGAAUAUACCAUCCCACCAAGGUCAACAUUCAUCCUCUGCGAUCUUCCCUUAUCGACACUGACAGAGUAUGAACGACCGCUGGGAAUCAUUCCCGGCAUGCCGGAAGAUCAAAAGUUCAAUCUACUCCUUUUCGACCCGCCCUGGCCAAACAAAUCUGUUCGACGAAGUCGACAUUAUCAAACACACCCGUACGCGGAGAUGGAUCUUCUCACGCAGCGCCUGGCGGAUAUACUCCACGCCCAUGCAUAUAAAGCAACAUCGACCCCGACGAUCUCACAAGAACCCAGCACGACACAAUUCCAAAACCAAGACUCUAUCGCUGCAAUAUGGAUCACGAAUGCCGAAAGGGCACGACGCGCAGCUUAUACCAUCCUCUGUACCUCUGGCUUCCACGUCUGUGAAGAAUGGAUAUGGAUUAAAGUGACUACUACCGGCGAACCAAUUUGCCCAGUCAAUGCACUGUGGCGAAAACCCUAUGAGAUUCUUGUCAUUGGAUGCAGAGAUCAUAAUGUGACCAACCAAUCUUGCUCCUCCUUCCAUUCAUCCUCCUCUGCAUUGAAUAAUAUGCAGGCGCAGGCGGACGGAGGAGGGCCUUUCGGAACUAAUUCGGAACCCGAUUUCCCGACCCUGCCUCCGACUGGCAAAAAUAUUACGAGACGGGUAAUUGCAGCCGUGCCGGAUAUUCACUCCCGCAAACCGAAUCUGCGAGAACUUUUCGAACGAAUUUUCUUCCAGGGUGUGGUCUCUUCUCCGUCUUCUCAGGGUCAGGACCAGGAUCAGGCCCGGGCCCAGCCGUACACUGCGCUAGAGGUUUUUGCGCGUAAUUUGACGGCGGGUUGGUGGGCCUGUGGGAAUGAGGUGCUUAAAUUCAAUGACAGGAAAUGUUGGGUUGAUGAAUAA